Ascochyta rabiei is the source of this 462-nucleotide messenger RNA. RefSeq lists its product as uncharacterized. The record is from RefSeq and is a predicted model, not a curated record. The transcript has 2 exons. Bases 1 to 462 code for a protein of 153 amino acids. Lineage: Eukaryota; Fungi; Ascomycota; Dothideomycetes; Pleosporales; Didymellaceae.
AUGGCACCUACACCAAUCUCCAUCUCCAGACCCACGAGCGUGGGCUACAUGCCACUAUCGCCCUACAUCGACGAUGAGACUACAUUCGCCAACAAUGUCCUGUGUCCACGGUAUGCCGACCAGGACCCAACCUCGGCACUACCGUCACCAGCAUCCAUCCAGUCGUUCGACAUACUCGAAUCCAUACCAUGGCGGCGAAGCUACAUAUCCCUAGACUCUGGUACAGAGAUGCAAUACCGGAAACGAUGGCGAGAGUACAGAGCACAGAUCGUUGUGGUCGCACUCCUACUCAUCCUCUCCACAACCGCACUCACCCUAGGCAUCUCCCUAGCAAUCCAACACUCAAACAAGCAACUCCAAUCCACAUGCCUAUCACACCACGGCGGAGACCGCUGCGCAGACCCCACAUGGGCGCGCUGCGUCGUCCGCGACGGUCCAGGAUAUUGCCAGGGCGUGAUGUGA